This is a messenger RNA of Homalodisca vitripennis (glassy-winged sharpshooter), 794 nucleotides long. Its product is annotated as dual specificity protein phosphatase CDC14AB-like. The transcript has 4 exons. Gene Ontology annotation, cellular component: nucleolus; spindle pole; kinociliary basal body. The record is from RefSeq and is a predicted model, not a curated record. Gene Ontology annotation, biological process: cilium assembly; microtubule cytoskeleton organization; positive regulation of cytokinesis. NCBI's taxonomy places the organism in Eukaryota, Metazoa, Arthropoda, Insecta, Hemiptera, Cicadellidae. Gene Ontology annotation, molecular function: protein tyrosine/serine/threonine phosphatase activity; protein serine/threonine phosphatase activity. The coding region runs from base 1 to 708 and encodes 235 amino acids.
AUGUCAGUUGGAUCGUGCCUGAGAAAUUUCUUUCUGGCAUUCUCAGGCCCCGUCGACAGUCCUGGGGAGGAGUGUUACCACGCCCCAGAGUACUACCUGAACUACUUCCGUGAAAACAAGGUCAAUACUGUGAUUCGCCUCAACGUCAAGAUGUACAACUCCAAGUCUUUUAGCAACGCUGGUGUGGCACACUACGAGCUAUACUUUGUAGAUGGCAGCGUUCCCUCCCAUGAGAUUGUGACACGCUUCUUUGACAUUACAGAGAACGCUUCAGGUGCAGUUGCCGUCCACUGCAAGGCAGGUUUAGGGAGGACUGGUUGUCUGAUCGGAGCCUACCUCAUCAAACAUUAUCGGAUGACUGCGCUGGAAGCUAUCGCAUGGAUGCGAAUUUGUCGUCCAGGUUGUGUUAUCGGUUACCAGCAGACCUGGCUGGAGGAGAUGGAACCUGCCCUUUGGAACAUGGGUGACUCGUACCGGUUGCGCUAUCACGGGGGUGUAGAUCGCAUUCAUAACCACAAGUACGGUAUCUACAGCUUCCGCAACAAAGAACCGAAUCAGAUGCAGAGUGUGGAGGGGCUUUCAUGUGACUGCAGGGACAUGCAGCAAGGUUCCACCCCCACUCUCUACCCCCACCCAUCCUUGCACGCAUCUCCUACUGCGACGAGCAGCAAGACAGAGACACAGGGGGACAAACUCAAUGCUGUUUAAGCGGUGGCGGGAUAUGCAGCAGACAGUCAAGAGCUUCAAGAAGGUGUUGAAAAAGACGCACUAAAAGUAAAUGAACCUACAACAUG